This is a messenger RNA of Endocarpon pusillum Z07020, 1026 nucleotides long. RefSeq lists its product as uncharacterized. The record is from RefSeq and is a predicted model, not a curated record. The transcript is spliced from 3 exons. NCBI's taxonomy places the organism in Eukaryota, Fungi, Ascomycota, Eurotiomycetes, Verrucariales, Verrucariaceae. Bases 1 to 1026 code for a protein of 341 amino acids. Gene Ontology annotation, biological process: mRNA export from nucleus. Gene Ontology annotation, cellular component: nucleus. Gene Ontology annotation, molecular function: mRNA binding.
AUGCGGAAAAUCCCUCCCGACGGACACAUUCGACAAGCACAUACAGAUAACAAAGAUGGGACUGGUUGGGGUCACAUUACGAUCUUGAACAAGAAGAAAGCAUUUGAUGCCUACGGUACCCUGAAGCAGGUUUUCCUCAACUUGAAGGACGAGGAUAACCCUGACACUAUACGGACACUUCGCGGUCCAGAGGACAGUCUGGUGGAUUCCUCUCAACGUUAUCAACCUUUCGGCCACUCCUACAAUUCAUCAGCCUCCACCACCCUCUCGCCGCCCGUGUCACCUGUAACUGGCAGGGGCAAUUAUGGCUGUGGAAAUAGUGUCUUGUACACGAACCUUGCAACCUCGCCCAUCACAUCUAUGUACCAACCCGUGGUUCCCAUUCCCGUGCAAACGCUCGCACCGUUGCAGCAACCCGUUACCCCUGGAUAUAAUUCUUACCCGUCGUCGACAAUGCCCGUUCCUCAACGGCUCCUUCCUCCAUUGUCUCCCACGCACGCCACUCCACAGCAUCGCUAUAAAGCUUCAACAAAACGCACCGUUAGCAAAACCCCAUCAUCACCAUCCUCCAAGCAAGGUAACCCCAACCCUGACACGGUUGACCUUGACGGUCGCACAGUCUAUGUAUACAAUCUUCCAUACACCGUGGGCCAGCAAGCUAUCAAAGAGCAUCUUUCCUCCGUUGGGGUUGUAGACAGAUGCCUUGUCAAGGAGGACCGUCAACGGUCGUCCAAAUACAAGCUGACAGCGGUAGUCACAUUCCGCACACCGCAACAAGCACAGACAGCCAUUGACCGGUUCAACAGAACUAUGUGGAAAGGCUAUGAGAUCAAGAUCAAGUUAGACAGAGGACCCACUGCUGCUGGUGCUUCUGGUGUUGGAAAAGGCAAAUCUUCAACGGCUUCGCGUCCAAGGGAAGACCGUCGAGAGACCAGAGAUGGUCCGUUAGUUGUGAAUGGAAGCGGGCCUGGCAUCUCAAGUCGGCAGUGUCGGGUUGAUAGCGACGAUGAAUCAAGUUGCGAUUAA